This is a messenger RNA of Linderina pennispora, 1578 nucleotides long. Its product is annotated as P-loop containing nucleoside triphosphate hydrolase protein. The record is from RefSeq and is a predicted model, not a curated record. The transcript has 6 exons. Gene Ontology annotation, molecular function: ATP binding; RNA helicase activity; nucleic acid binding. NCBI's taxonomy places the organism in Eukaryota, Fungi, Kickxellomycota, Kickxellomycetes, Kickxellales, Kickxellaceae. The coding region runs from base 259 to 1578 and encodes 439 amino acids.
CUGCCACUGCAAACUUUCUUUUUGUUUUUCUCCAGAGGCAGCCCGUCCCCAUGCACAAGCAAUCCCACCUUUAUCCAGACCUCGGCUAUUCCGGGCUCCAGGCGAUCUAUAAUUAGCUUUUCUAAACCCCAUCGUCCCGCAGUGCCCACAGACUGAUGGUCCCACACACACACAACCACCACCACCACAGCCCGUGCGGGAUUGGGUGGAAUAUCGCCUUGGGCUAGGCUGAUGUGACUCGGGGUUUAGCCCGCCUCCAUGGAUGCCAGGACAUCGCCACAUAUCGUCCGUGCCGUCAUCGUCGGCAGCGACAUGCUGCAUGAUCGCCAUUGCAACGACAAUUGUGACUUUGCAAAUCUACCUCAAUUCCACAAUGUCGGACACAGAAAGAGGCACCCAAAUCGUUUUGCCGAUAUCGGCGUCAUGACACAGCUGUGCGAGGCCUGCGACAAGCUUGGCUUCAAGGCACCCACCGAGAUCCAGCGCGACGCGAUUCCUUGGGCCCUGCAGGGCCGCGACGUGAUCGGCCUGGCGCAGACCGGCUCCGGAAAGACCGCUGCCUUUGCGCUCCCGAUCCUGCAGGCGCUCUGGGAGAACCCAUCCCCGCUGUUUGCAUGCGUGAUGGCGCCGACGCGCGAGCUGGCGUCCAGAUUGCAGAGACAUUUGAGGCGCUGGGUUCGGCGAUUGGCGCGCGGCGCAGUAGUCGUUGGCGGCAUGGACAUGAUUGCACAGCAAAUCGCCUGUCGCGACCACCUGGAGAACACCAAGGGCUUUUCGCUGCGCACGCUAAAAUACCUGAUUGACCAGAUCCUAAAGGUCAUCCCACGCGAGCGAAACACGUUCUUGUUCUCGGCCACCAUGACCACCAAGGUAGCGAAGCUGCAGAGGGCGUCGCUGACAAACCCUGUCAAGGUUGAGGUGUCGACAAAGUACUCAACUGCCGACAAGCUGCUGCAAUACUACAUGUUCUUCCCAUUCAAGCGCAAGGACUGCUAUCUGUCGGCGAUUGUGUUUGCGCGCACCUGUAACGAGGUCCUGCGUAUCGGUUUGCUGCUGCGCAACCUGGGCAUCGAGGCUAUUCCUUUGCAUGGCCAGCUCAGCAUGGAUCGCCGCAUGGGAGCGCUGAACAAGUUCAAGUCUGGUAAGCGCAACGUCCUGGUGGCCACCGAUGUGGCCUCGCGUGGCCUCGACAUCCCGGCCGUCGACAUUGUCGUCAACUACGACAUUCCGACCCACUCCAAGGACUAUAUCCACCGUGUCGGUCGCACAGCCCGCGCUGGCCGCUCGGGCCGUGCUAUCUCAUUUGUGACCCACGUAUCGAAGCAGGUCAUUGGCAAAAAGCUGGACGAAUUCCCGGGCAACAAGGAUGAAAUCAUGCUUCUGCAGGAGCGCGUCAACGAGGCACAGCGCAUGGCCACGCUGGAGCUCAAGGAACUGCAGGCCAAGAAGGGCAGCCAAGGGCAAAGGCAAGCCGGUCGCGCGAUGACAACGACGACGACAACAGCAAGCGGAUCUCGGUGGACGAGGCCAAGAAGAUCCGCAAGGGCGGCAAGGGCGGCAAGGAAGCAGCGGCGAUAA